Molecule: messenger RNA, 1479 nt
Organism: Aureobasidium vineae
Lineage: Eukaryota; Fungi; Ascomycota; Dothideomycetes; Dothideales; Saccotheciaceae
Source: the annotation of a GenBank genome assembly
AUGCAGGGCGACUACAAUGCAGCCGUAGCGGCAUUGAACACGCUGCAGAGCAACUUUUCCAUCGUCGACGCUAUCCGCAAGUCUGGAAGGGGAAUGAACAAGAAUGCCAUCCCCGAGAUGGUCGAAUGGGUCAAGAAGCUGGGCUACGAGCCCGCCGACUUUGACAGACUGAAGGCCGUCCACGUUGCCGGAACAAAGGGCAAAGGCUCGACCAGCUCCUUCGUCUCAUCAAUCCUCGGCCAAUACGUCGCAGAAGGCAAAGUCACCAAGACUGGUCUCUACACUUCACCCCACUUGCGAUUCGUGCGCGAGCGCAUCCAGAUCGACAACAAGCCCCUGACUGAAGAGCAAUUCGCAAAAUACUUCUUCGAGACGUGGAACAGACUCGAGGCUGCCGCCAAAGCUGCUGGCCAUCAAGAUCCCACCAGCAAGGAGACCAAGCCCGUCUACUUUCGCUUCUUGACCUUGAUGGCGCUCCACACGUACAUCAGCGAAGGCGUGGAUGCUGCUGUCAUCGAGUGCGGUAUUGGAGGCGAGUUCGACAGUACCAACAUUCUCGUAAAGCCCAGCGUCACAGCUGUCACGAGCUUGGGCAUAGACCAUGUCGCCAUGCUGGGCGAUACAAUCGAUUCCAUUGCCUGGCACAAGGCCGGUGUCUUCAAACCCGGCGUCCCUGCUUUCUCUGCCUCUCAACCCGAAGAAGCCAUCCGCGUCCUUCACGAACGCGCCGCCGAACGCAAUACCCACCUCGAAGUUGUCAACGUCCACCCUGAACUCGACAACAUCAAGCUCGGUCUCGCCGCAGACUUCCAAAAGACAAACGCCUCAGUCGCCAUUGCUGCUGCAGCUGCAUACCUGCGUCGUGCAGGCGUCGAAGACCUACCCACGCCUACAUACCUACCCACCCUCUUCCGCAAAGGCCUCGAAGACGUCCAUCUCGGCGGCCGCUGCGAAACACGCACAGACACCACAACUCCCAACCUGAAAUGGCACAUUGACGGCGGCCACACACUCGAAAGCAUCGAGCUAGCCGCUCGCUGGUUCGGCAGUCUCAUAUCCUCUUCUCCAAACUCGUCUACUCGUAUCCUGAUCUUCAACCAACAAACCCGUGAUGCUUCUUCGCUGGCGCUGAAACUGCAUGAAACUCUUGCUUCUGCCUUGGCAGAUCAAAAGCCAUUCUCUCACGCCUUUNUCUGCACCAACACUACCUAUGCUGAAUCGGGAUUCCGUCCCGAUCUCACGAGCAUCAAUACCAAUGCUUCCGAUGUAGAGACUUUGAGUGUGCAGAAUGCCCUCGCCGAAACUUGGAGAGGUGUAGACCAAACUUGCAAUGUGCGUGUGCUCAGAACCGUGGAAGAAGCCGUCAAGGCUGCGAGAGAAGUGGCCGGAGAGCAGAAAGAAGAAGUCAUGGUUCUUGCUACUGGUAGUCUGCAUUUGGUUGGCGGUGUAGUCGAGGUACUCGAGGGCGGAAACGCCUAG